UAAAUUAAUUUUCCUUUGAUUUGUGACUAAUUUUCUGACAAAGUGAUGAGAUAGUAAGAAGUGACCAUGUCACUAGAACGUGAGAGUAUGGGUGUGAUGCCCCCAAUCCCCGUGGGCAGUGGGCCGUUAGACCCUCGUUCACAGCUACUUCAAGAAAUGAGGGACCAGAACUUUGACCUUAUAAGAUUUGCAUCUUAUAGAACAGCUUGCAAACUCCGCUUUGUCCAAAAGAAGUGUAACUUACACGCAAUAGAUAUAUGGAAUGUAAUAGAAGCCUUUCGGGAAAAUGCACUCAAUACUCUAGAACCAACUGCCUGCGUCAAUGUCACCAGAUUGGAGACUCUUGUGUCGUCAUUGUAUCACAACUUGAAUAAAAGAUUACCACCUGCUAAUCAAGUGUCAGUUGAAGCCUGUUCUGCUUUGCUUUUGAAUUGGCUGCUCUCAGCAUACAGUACAGGAGAAAAUGUGGGAAAAAUUAGAGUUUUCUCCAUUAAAGUUGCAUUGGCCACCAUGUGUGCUGGGAAACUUAUGGAUAAACUAAGAUAUAUAUUUUCUCAACUGUCCGAUGGCAACGGGCACUUGUUAAUGAAGAGACUGUCGGACUACCUACGUGAAGUUCUAGCUCUUCCUGCAGCUGUGUAUGAGUCCCCGUCGUUUAGUUACAAUGAUAACUUGGCAAUAUCUAUAUUUAAUCAGAAUGUUAAAAUAACCGUGAACGAUUUCUUAGACACCUUGAUGUCAGAUCCGGGACCGCCAUGUCUCGUUUGGUUGCCUCUAUUACACCGUCUUGCCAGCGUUGAGAAUGUGGUGCACCCGCUGGCGUGCAGCGCGUGCCGGCGCGGCUCGCUGGCGGGCUUCCGCUACCGCUGCACGCGCUGCGCCGCCUACACGCUGUGCCAGGACUGCUUCUGGCGCGGACACGUCACGCCGCCGCACUGCAACGAGCACGAGGUCAAGGAGUACGCCACCUACAAAUCUCCGUCGAAGCAGAUCGGCGCGACGCUCCGCAAGUCGUUCCGCUGCGUGCCCGAGCGAGCGCGCCCGCAGCUGCCGCGCUACCCCGACCAGCCCGAGCGGACCCUCAACCUCAGCCACAUCGUUCCGCCGUCCCCGGUGCCGGCCCACAACGGGUUCCCGGAGUACGCGGGCGGGUACGUCAACACGGGCUCGCUCGACAGCCGCUCCUCCAGGUCCACGCACCGCAGUAUAGCGGAACACCUCUCGCGCGGCGUCGACGAUGAACAUCGCCUCAUAGCGAGAUACGCGGCUAGAUUGGCGCACGAAAACCGCACCAUGCCAAGAGCCGGCAGGUCGGCUUCUCUGACACCAGAAUUGGGCCGUUCAUCAUCAGAGGGUUCAGAAGUGGACGCGGCGAGACAGCAACGCGAGCUGAUAUCGCAGCUCGAGGCCAAGAACCGGGAGAUAAUGAGAGAGAUCGCUCGUUUAAGACGGCAACAAGAAGCAGAAGCGGUCGGCGGCCCGGGCUCCGCCCCGCCCCUCGUGUCGGAGCUGCGGGCGCUCCGCCAGCGCAAGGACGAGCUGGAGGGACACCUGUCCUCGCUGCAGGAAUCCAGGAAGCACCUCAUGCACCAACUGGAAGGUCUUAUGAGGAUGCUUAAGACCCAGCAGUCCAGUCCCAGAUCAACACCGAAUUCGUCUCCGCGAUCGACGAAAAGUCCUCCGCUGCCCGGAUCGCAACCGCAGCCUUCCGCGCCAGAGAGGGAGGUGUCGCGCGGCGCCGUGCGCAGCGCGCCGCAGACGCCGUCGCUGGGGGAGCGCGAGCGCGUCGACAUGACGCACAGCCUCGGUGCGAUGGAAUCAAUGGGAGGAGAUCCUAGAGGUUUUCAUCAGAACCAGCGACCUACUACGAUGGGCAUAGACAACAGAAGUCUACGAAGCGAUCUGCUGUACGCCGCGGAUUCAGUAACGAACGCCAUGUCGACUUUAGUUCGAGAACUUAAUUCGGAGGGUUCAGACACAGAGGAUACAGUCAAAGGAGGGUUGGAGGCUAGGAAGAGACGGGAUUUCGAAGAAGAUGAAGACAGUGAUGAACCAAUGCCACGACCGCAGCUCCCACGGCACUACAUACACGACAACAAUGUUCAGAACUUGCCACCUAGUGUUAUUACGUCAUAAGUAGUGUUUGAGGACAUACCGCCUCCGCUCCCGGCUCGUACGGGUCACUAUUACCCGCGCACAUAGCUCUAAAGUAUACGUAAUUUUAUGAAAAAAUCACAGUAGUUUGUUGUUGAAGCGACCUUGGGUUAUAUACCAAUCAUCUUGUUAAAAAAUUAACUUGGUAUUUCGUAUAGGCUCGUUUUUGAUUUGUAACUGCUAUAAACUUACAUGUUACCCUAAAUCAUAUUGAUCCUUAUUACAGGGGAUUAAAGUUUAAAUUGAAAUGCAUAUACAUAAUACGUAUUCAAUGUCAGGCAGUUUCUUUAGAUAUCGUAGUACAUUUCUUUUUUGUUUUUAUUUGUUGAUAAAAAUUGCGUUGACUUUAAGUAUUCGCAACAUAACAGAUUAUAUAUUAAUAUAAUAAUACGUACAGUUGCACAGACAAUUGUAUCAGAUAUAAUUAUUGACGUAAGGAUUAUUAAUUAUUAUCGAAUUGUAAGGAUUCAUAUUUAAGUCUUGUCUCGUCUGAUUGUAAUUGUAAGAUUAUCUUCAAAAUUAAUAAAUUUUGUAACUUUUGUUGCUGAUUGUACUUUUAUUCGGAAAUAAAAAAAAAAUAUGUAGUCGAAAAUAAACAGACUGAUUAUACAUUAAUGAUUGAUAUAAUUACAAACGGACACAUCACUACAUUGUCAUCACAAUAUUCGUUUAUUUUUUAUAUAAAAUCAGUAAAGAAAUGUAAUAAAUAAGUUCUCAGUUCCGAAAUGUUUUGGCAAGAUAUAAAUUGAAGUUGGCAGUUCUCAUAUACCAAACGUAAAGACUUGGUGUCUUUACUUGUACUUAUUUAAGUAGUAUGUAGUCAUUGUCGUUGAUUUAAAGUAAGUCAUUUUAAACUUCGAAUUUUAACCCUCUCAAUCAAAGAUUAAAAAAAAUAUUUUUUGAUAGUUUAGUUUUAAAUUAAUUUUAAAAUCUUAAAGUACCUUUGGUUGUUUGAGUCUAGUCCUUAGCUUUAUAUUUUUUUUAAAGCUCAAAAUGUCUUUUUUUUAAAUAGGUAAUUCCGUUACCCUUCCCCUUCUGUCUUCCAUUUGUCAAUUCCUUCCAAAAUGUACAAAAAUGUCAAUUGAUACUUCCUUAAACAUCCUUUGCCUAUUUUCACUUUGAAACCAUUUUAAUCUCCCCCAAAACUUGAACGUAUUGCUAAUACGAACAUUAUAUAAUAUGUCUUAUUUGGUUUAAUCAUAGUUUAAAUUUAUUCCCAUUUAAAUUUUAAACAAUUUUUUAGAAUUAAAAAAAAAAAUUUGUAUAUGAAAUUUUAGAAACAAAAACUAUGCUUUAAGGCAGAAUAUUUUUAUUCCAUUUAAUAUUCGUGAUUAAAAACUCUUUCGUUCAAUUUUAUGGGUUAUCAACCUUUCGACCCUUAAGCAUACCGAUGCAUUCCCAUACGGUAGCGAAAUGUUCUCUCGUUCUUUCUUAAACGGUUUGUUUAGUCUUGUCCUUGUCGGCUUAUAAUAUGGCUCGAAUAAUGCGUGCGAAAGCGACGUCGUGACAAUCUUAUUUUAUCAACAAUUUGUUGUAUUGCAGUAAAAAUAUUAUCGAGCAGAUUAUUCUUUAUAAAUAUUAAGACUGAAGACAUUGGUGUACCACCGCGAAUGCCAAAAUUUUUCAAACCAAAAUCGUUUCAUUGAAUUUUUAUUCUGUGGUAGCUUCGUUUCAUAUUACUAUGAAUUAAACUAUGAUAUUUGGUGACCAGGGUUGCCAUUCGUAUUUAUUGAGUAUUUAUAUAAUAUUGACUCGUCAAAGUGCAUGGGACUACGCGUAGGUGUUUAUUUAAUCUUUAAAUUUAUUUGUUUCGAAUUAUUUUAUGCAACCAGAUGAAAAGAAAAAAUUAACAAUUUAUCUCUACGUUAUGUUAAAUCAUGAACUACUUCAUAAAGAUUGUGUCGUUCCUAAAAGCCUCUUGACCAACCAGGUGUAACUUUGAAAUGGCGAAGGAUCUAUCAUUUUAUUCCUUACAAACAAAUAUCAUUAAAAACUACAAUAUAUAAUUUCGCAGAAUUUAUAUUAGACUUUAGUCUAAAUAAAUAUGUUAUUUUUUUAAACACUCCGUUACAAAUUUAUGUUUAUUGUUGUAGUGUAAUAAGUAUCCAAGAAACUUAUUUUUUUCGAAGGCCAGACUUUUAACUGUCAAAUACACGUCAAACGAAUCACAUAAGGCAAGCAUUUGUGUUGAUUGUCUGCACUUGAUUCGCUUAGUGCAGCAUUGCAUUAUUUUUUGACCAAUAAUAAAACAUUAAUUAUUAAUUAAAUAUAUUAUAGUAAAUUGGUUCAUGGGAGAACUUUAUGAUUAUACAUCACUUUUAAAUGGCAACCCUUGCGAUGUUGUAUCUUACUUUAAUGAUAUAAACGUCCAAGAAUGAAUGAAUUUUUAAAAUACGUAUCGGAACAUAAUUUGUUGUAAUAAUAUCAUAAUAAUAAGUAAUUUAGUUUUAAGAUGUGUUUUCUUUGAUAUUUUUGUUUGUGUUGUUUGAUUCAUAAUAUUGUGUUUUUAUGUAUCAUAAGCGCUGUACUUAUUUUUUCUUUAUUUGGUACGUUUUCUUUCAAAUUUGGUAUCGUACUUAAGGUUUAAAAUUAUACGAUCUACUUGGUUUAUCUGUAAAUUUAUAUUAAAAAUUAAAAAAUUAUAAUCUUUCAUAGUCUGAUAAAUAUUUUACAUAAGACUAUUAACAUGAAAGACGAUUUAAAAGACAAUGUUCUAAGACUACUGUCAAGAAGGUCUUAGUUUAAAAAAAUACAUUAAAUAUUCACUAUUAUCAUAAUCUUAGUGCAUUUUAGUUUAAUAUGUACAAAAUGUAAAAAAAAAAAACUUAUAUCGUGAAGGCAAAUGGCCUCACGCUCUCUUAUGAAGUCAUGCAUUUAUAUCUUUUUGUUUUCUCGAAUUAUAACGUCUUUCAAAAAACCUACUAAUCUACGUCGAUAUUUCCAAUACUUCUUUACAAUUUGUACGUAUAAAUACGAAAUGCACUAAUAAACGUAGGCUAGGUUUUGGCAUAUCAUUUAUUUUAUAGAUAAUUAAGUGCAAUAAAUAUAGGGCGUGAGGUAUAUCUUGCCGGAUAUGUGAUGGAUUCUACCGUAGUUAUAAUUUAUUUCGAUAGCUAGAGAUUUCGAGAAUGUCAUUUAGUAUAACCCAAAGUAUAUAGCGAUGGUAUUUUUAUAUGACGUGGUGGAUUCGAUAAAAGCGUUCUUUAUGAUUUCCGCAGUGAAGCAAUAUCGAUCACAAGAUUUGUAAAGCUGUGGCAACACCUGUGUUUGUUUUUAAAGCAUGUACGGCUAUCUCAUUUGACUACAAGUUAGGUCAUAGUGUAUUAACGACAUUGCAUCACUCGUAUAUAAAUAUUCAAAUAAUUAUAUCUAAAAAAAUCUUACAUGUCAUAUAUUAAAAACUAUUAUUAGUUCGUAAGGUCUGUACUUAUUACUAUUAUAUUUCAAGAAAAAAUUAAACAUUAGAUUUUAUAAAGUAUCCCGAACCCCUCCCCUUCUCCCCUCUCACAGGUGAAAUAUUAAACUAUCUAAUCUAUAUUUUAAAUCCAUACUAUAUGUAAUACUAAAAGUACAUAGUAUUUUAUACCAUAAUAGAUUUCAUAUAAAACGUAGAGUAGUUAUAUGUGUAAUGUUAACUAUAUGUAAUUAAGUAGGAAGCACAAAGUGAAAACUUCGUUUCUGUAUUGUGUCGUUUAUAUAAAAAUACGAUUUUUUAUGUGUUGUCUAUUAGGUCACGUCAUGUAAUAUCUAUGUAUGUAUUAACCGAAUAUUUUAUGCAAUGUUUUUGUAUUUGUGUAAAAAAAACGCUUCGGACUGAGGCUGAAGAAAGGUGGUCUUGCUUUGUGCUUUUACAUGACAGCUGUCAGGUGUCAACUGUCAGCUGUCAGGCCUAUUUUUUUUUUGUUUUAUUUGAUUCCAUUCGGCCAAGGCGAAACGUUUCAUUCCUAGCUUGAGGGCGUUGUAAGGUUGUGAUAUCAACGAAAGGGUUGAGUAGAUGAUUCCAGAUAUAUUAUUUAUUGAUAGAGGAGAUAUUUUAAUUGAAUUACCCGAGGCAAAGUGAGACUGUCUUUCAAGACGAGGCUUGUAACCAACAUCUAUGAUAUUGUAAGGACUGUCGUUGCAAUUGUAAACAUUCCAAUGCUUGUGA
Molecule: messenger RNA, 6301 nt
Organism: Vanessa atalanta (red admiral)
Lineage: Eukaryota; Metazoa; Arthropoda; Insecta; Lepidoptera; Nymphalidae
Product: dystrobrevin beta
Exons: 21
Coding region: 67-2136 (689 amino acids)
Biological process (GO): synaptic signaling
Cellular component (GO): synapse; plasma membrane
Molecular function (GO): zinc ion binding
Source: RefSeq, a predicted model, not a curated record